AUGGAGAUCGAGGUUGAACAGUCUCCUCCCCAGCAGCAGCAGCGGCGCGCGGGAUCAAUGGCGGCGUGGCUGGUGGAGGCGCGCGAUGGGUCGCUGAGUCUCAGCGAGGACGCGCUUGCAUUCGCCAUUGCGGAGUGGCAGAUGAGCGGCGCGACGAAAUCGGCGCGCAUCCACCUCGUGCACGUCCUCACGCACAUCUCCGUCGAUCGCGACAUGAUGCGGCUGCCUAUUAGCGAGGUCAGCCCGUUGACUGCGGAGACCCACGAGAGCAACAUGCGCGCGCUGAUUCUCGACCCGCUCGUCAAGUUUGCGCGCAAGAACAAGGCGGAGGUGGAGGCCAUAGUCGUGCGCAACGACGACCGCAAGGCGGGGCUGCUCGAGAUCGCGAAGAAGCUCUCGCCGCACCGCGUCUUCGUCACCGCCAAGCCCAGCAUGUUCGGAAAGCGGUCUGCCAUAGCGAUUAUCGACGCAUUAUCCGGGCCGUUUCUCGCGGCGCAUCUCCCGGACAACGCGCGGCUCGUCGUGCUGCAGGGUAAGAAGGUUCUUAAAGACAUCACCAUCGGCAGCCCCGGAUUCUGCGCCGCGUCUCCCGUCGUGGAACUGGCGCGCCGCGGGAACGCUGCUGCGGGGGAGGCGCACUGUGUCUCCGCGCCCCAAACCCCCCCGCGGGGGUUUCUCUCCCCCGCGGGCUCGCGCAAGUUCUUCCCCCCGGCGGAGCGCGAACAGCGCGAUUCCACCUCCCUGCCCGGAACGGCCUCCGCAUCCCCCGCUGCUGCCACGUCAUCGUCGUCCGGAUCGGGCAAGCUGAGCGCGAAGCUGACGUCAUUCUGGCGCACGAGCUCGCAAGACUUGUCGGGACCCCAGUCCGGGCCGCAGAGGAGCGAGUCCUUGGGAUCGCCGAGCCCCAGCCGUCCUUCCGCGUCCGCGUCUCCCGCGGACAGCAGCCGGAGCUUCAAGCUGCAGUCGAACCUGUCGCAGCAGCGCCCGCCGUCGCCGGGUUACUUCGACGCGUCGCGCAGCAACAAAUUGGGGGAGAAAUCGUCGGCGGACGGAGCCGCCGCCGCCGCGCGCAAGAAUGCGCCGCUGAAGCCGGGGGUCGUGGUGGACGGGCGGGGGGACGCGGAGGCGGAGGGGUUGGAAGUAACCCUGGUGGAGGGGGAGACUCCGCAGUCGCGCGGGGGCGCGCGGGGGGAAGCAAGCGCCUCCGCGGAGUCCUUCCUCCGCCGCUCGGAGGACAUUAAGGCGGCGGCAAACGCGGCGGAGGCGGGAUCAACGGAUCCGCUCGAUCUCAACGGUCCGUUCGACCGGCGCAGCAGCAGCACCAGUCUCGCCGCCGCCGCGCGCCCGCCGCACAGGAACGCGCUCCCCCCCGCCCUCGUUUCCCUCUCCGCGCUUCCCCCCGCCCUUGCUUCCCUCUCCACGUUCCCGUCCCACCCCAGCUGUCUGCAUCUGGACGCCGGCACGGUUGCGGGAGCAACGGGGAACUUCAGCGACCGCCUCUGCCUCAUGCCGCGCCACCCGCUCGUGCGCGCUUAUAGCGGGUGCAUGGGCGGGAUCCAGAUUGUCGCCGCGCAGAUGAACGGCCCGGAUUGGCUCUCAGGAACGGGAGAUCCCCAGGGGGGAAGAAACGCGAACCUUGGGAACUCCAAAAACGGCUCUGCUUCCCCAGCUCCCUCUGCUCUGUCCCCCUUCGAGGCUGCCGCUCAGCGGUUCAUCGCGCCGCUAGAGCACGCGCACAUCUGUCCGCUCCUCGGCUGCUCCCCAUCCCUCCGCUGCCUCGUCUACCCGCGCCCACCUGGCAGCUCCUCAUUGGCCAGUCGCCUCGCCUGCUGCGGCGCUGGCAGCAGCGGCGGUGGGGGGGCGAUGAGUUGUACGAGCAGCAGCGGGAGUCUGGUGCAUAGGAGCAGCAGCACGGGCAGUUUCAAUAGUCCCGAUAGUAGCACGAGUGAGAAGUAUGUGGAGGGUGGUAGUGUGGGAAAUGGCUCUGUUGGGGGCAGGAAUCUGGGUGGCGGUGGGUCUCUCAGGCCGCUGAGCUGGCAAACGCGGCUGAAAAUUGUGACUCAGACGUGCCGCGCGCUGACGUGGCUGCACCAGCAGUCGCCACCUGUCGCGGCGGGGUGCCUGGGAGUGGAGACGGUGUUGUUGACUCGCGAUGACUCGUGCAAGCUGCUGCUGGCGGGUGUGGCAGCUCUUGCAGCGGACCCUGGGAAAAUGGUUGCGAAGCUGAAUAGGGAGAUGGGUAUGGAUGGGCAUAUGUCCUUGACAAAGGAUGGGAAAGAGAGUGGGAAGGCAGAGAGUGGGGGAGCAGAGGCGGGGGAUGUGUUUGCUUUUGGGUUGCUGAUAUUGCAUCUGCUUACAGGGUGGGUGGAUGGUGGAGCGGUUCGGCAGCUUCUGGCUGCUUGCUGGGCGGCGGCAGAUAUUCACCGGGCGGUAGAGGUGGUGGCGCGGGCGGCACGCCAGUCGUGUCAGAUGCAGCCGUGCUGUGAUUGGCCGGGGGAGGUGUUAAAUUCUCUGGCAAUGGUGGCACUGGAGUGUGCAGAGGAAUGCGAGGAGUGGAGACCGGUGCUGGUGGGUUGUGUGUUGCCCCAGGUUUUGGAAAUUGAGGCUGAUGCUAACGCAGGGCAUGUAAGCUCAUAA
Molecule: messenger RNA, 2637 nt
Organism: Closterium sp. Yama58-4
Lineage: Eukaryota; Viridiplantae; Streptophyta; Zygnematophyceae; Desmidiales; Closteriaceae
Source: the annotation of a GenBank genome assembly